This is a messenger RNA of Spirometra erinaceieuropaei, 1351 nucleotides long. Lineage: Eukaryota; Metazoa; Platyhelminthes; Cestoda; Diphyllobothriidea; Diphyllobothriidae. The record is from the annotation of a GenBank genome assembly.
AUGCUGAUGAACGCCUGCCGUGACGAACGCCCCGCGAUCCGCAUCGCCUGCAGGACGGACGGCCACCACAAUCAACGACGGAUGCACUUCCGAUCACACGUAUCCGCAGCCACAGUUAACGAACUUCUCUUCGCCGAAGACCACGCCCUCAACGUCACCUCGGAAGGGGACAUGCAAAGGAGAAUGAAUUUCUUCCCCGCCGCCUGCGAGAACUUCGGUCUGAUCACCAACACUGAGAAGACUGUUUUCAUGCCCCAAACGCCAUCCAGCACAGCCCCCACAACGUGCCGCAAAUCACCGUGAACGGAACUCAACUGCAAGCGGUGGUCAACUUCCCGUAGCUGGGCAGUACUCUUUUCUGCAGCACGAAAAUCGACGACGAAGUAGCCCGCCGGAUUUCCAAGGCCAGUCGAGCCUUCUGCCGUCUUCAAAGUAUAAUUUGGAAUCGCCCCGGUCUUCAUCUCCGCAAGAAACUGAAGAUGUAGAAGGCCGUCAUCAUCCGAUCUUGCUCUAUGGAGCAGAGACUUGGACGGUAUACACGAAGCCGGCACGCGGAUUCAAUCACUUCCGUCUCAGUUGUCUUUGACGCAUACUGAAGUGGAGGUGACAGACCCGAGUCCCGGACACUGAUAUAUUGGAGCGGACUGAAAUCCUCAGAAUCUACGCCAUGCUGAGACAACUGCAACUUUGUUGAAGUGGUCAUCUCGUGCGGAUGGACAACGACCGGCUACCCAAAUGAGUAUUCUGUGGAGAUGUUGCCACGGGUUCCCGCCGCCAAGGAGGCUAAAUUCGUCGAUACAAGGAUACUCUGAAAUCCUCCCUUAAGCAUUUGCAAAUCAAUCCGGCCAACUUCGAAUACCUCGCCUGAGACGGACCGACCUAGCGGAGGUCAGUGAAGACAGACGCCGCGAUCCACGAAGCCAACCGCAUCGCCGCCACGAAAGCUAAACACGAAACCCGCAAGUCUCAGCUGCGCCCACCCCGCAGUGCCAUCGCACAACCGCCUCCAAUGCGUCCGCAGUGUCAGCGGACAUUCCGGGCGCGGAUUGAAUAUGCCGGACACCUUCCGAUCAACUGCAUCAUUCGGACAGCGCCAGUCGUCGUCCCACCGUUUACCUUCUCCUCAUCAUCUGCGUCGCCGAAUAACUAUGACCGUCCUCCCGAAUCACCGCUCCCUUCCUCCUCCUCCUCCUCGUCCUCGUCCUCGUCGUCGUCGUCCUCCUCCUCCUCCUCCUCCUCCUCCUCCUCCUCCUUCUCCUCCUAUCCCUGCCCCCACUUCUUCUCCUCAUCCGCUGCCACAACGUCGGCCACUGUGGCGCCUGUCACGCACAUAAGGACUACCCCAACCUGA